AUGUGGCAAAGUAUCGCAUCCUGUACCAAAGGAAAAGAUGUACCAUCGAAACAUUACAGCACGAUGCUGAAAGAUGACGUUUGCGCUGAGGAUGUCGAUUUGGGAAGGCCUUGCCUGUCGGUGAAUUGCAAAUGUUGUGGUUUCAAGCCUCAUCCUUGGAGGAAAGUUUGCGUUCAUUGCAAGUGUGAUCGUACGGAUCACCAAGCAACUUCACGUAAUCGUAAUCUUACUGCUUCUAAACGUAUCGGAAUAUCGUCACCAUCAAAAACAUCAUCAAUGGCAUUGGCACAAAUUACUGAUGGUCCUGAUGCCCCGGGUUCUAUAACUCAUGGUUAUUCAUGGGUACCACCAGGACUUAAUCGUCAUAAGGUGGAGGAAUAUAUGGCACAACUACCAAAUCAUGUCGUCCCGCGGGUUAAUAGUAAUGGUGAGAAGUUUCGUGAAAGGCAACUUAUGUUACAGUUACCGCGACAGGAUUUAUCAUUGGCAUAUUGUAAACAUCUUUCAAAUAAUGUUGAAAGGAAACUUUAUGAAGAAUUUAUCAAUGCACGAAAUGAAAUUGCUUUGGACAUUGGCUUCGUCUGUCCAAUUAUCCCAAAACAAAUGGAGUGUAAGAAAUGCCGUGGGGUAUUGGAAAGGAACGAAAUGGCUGUAAUAGCACCAAAAUUAGGUGAAAAUAGUGGCUGGCAUCCAGCUUGCUUCACGUGUGCUACGUGUGAGCAGCUUUUGAUCGAUUUGACGUAUUGCAUCAAAGACGGUGUCAUCUACUGUGAGCGACAUUACGCUGAACUUCAUAAACCACGUUGUAAUGCUUGUGAUGAAGUAAGUAUUUUUUAUUAUUCACCAAUUUUAGAUUUUUAA
This is a messenger RNA of Cercopithifilaria johnstoni, 861 nucleotides long. The record is from the annotation of a GenBank genome assembly. NCBI's taxonomy places the organism in Eukaryota, Metazoa, Nematoda, Chromadorea, Rhabditida, Onchocercidae.